Messenger RNA from Eutrema salsugineum, 556 nucleotides. RefSeq lists its product as uncharacterized. The record is from RefSeq and is a predicted model, not a curated record. The transcript has 2 exons. Lineage: Eukaryota; Viridiplantae; Streptophyta; Magnoliopsida; Brassicales; Brassicaceae. Bases 114 to 452 code for a protein of 112 amino acids.
ACAACUACACACUCUCAUACUUAUCUCAUCUUAUGUUUUCUCAUUUCUCUCCUCUCUAUUUUGAUAUUUUGAAAAUAAAAACACUAGAUUGAAAGAGAAGGAGAUAACAGUAAAUGGCAGAUCAAAAUCCAAGAAUCAUCGUCGAGAAAAACCCGUCUCAAGCUCGUCUUGACGAACUAAACAUCAAGUCAUGGCCCAAGUGGGGAUGUUCACCAGGGAAAUAUCAUUUGAAAUAUGAAGCAGAAGAGAUAUGUUACAUUGUGAAGGGUAAAGUUAAGGUUUACCCUAAACAAUCAUCAUCAUCAUCAUCACCACUGGAUGCAGAAGUAGAGUGGUGUGUAGAGUUUGGGGCAGGUGAUAUUGUCACUUUUCCAAAGGGACUCUCUUGUACUUGGGAUGUUUCUCUCUCUGUUGACAAACACUAUAUAUUUCUCCACCAUUCUUCUUCUUAGGUUUUUUUUUCUUCUUCUUUUAUAUUCUUUAUUUUUGAUUUUCUAUAAUUCGUAUAAUGCUUUGUGUUGCUUUUGUCGUUUUUAUCUAAUAAGAAAAUAUCAAU